AUGCGCGUCGCCGAAGCCGUCGGCACAGCCGCUGUACUGACGGCGGGGCGAACCAUCAUCAUCAACCAGUUCCCGCAGCGGAUGAACUUGGCCGUCAGCCUGGUGGAGGGUAUGUACGGAGGGGGUCUGUGCCUGGGACCGGCGAUCGGCGGCGUGCUAUACUCGGCUGGCGGCUACGGGGCGCCGUUCUACGUGCUUGGUGCCCUGCUCAUGGGGAACGCCGCCGCCAGCCUGCUCCUGAUGCCGACAGUGACAGACUACUCGGUCGAGCAAGUGGAAGAGGAGGGUGAAGUGUCGCAUCUUCGCGACAGACUCCGUUUGGUGCUCUCUAGCGCGGACACCUGGUUCAUUUUCACGGCCCUCUUUCUCAAUGGGGUGAAUUGGACUGCAGUUGAUUUGAACAUUGAGCCCUACACGCUGCACACGCUCGACAUGCAGCCCGACGAGCUGAGUCUCUUCUUUCUGGGCUCAUUUGCCGGCUAUACGCUCUCCAGCCCGCUGUGGGGCCGACUCUCGGAUUAUAUCGACAACACGUUCCUGCUUGAAGCCUGCUGUUUAUCGCCGACCGCGCUGGGCAUUCUGCUCAUCCCUCCGUCGCCGCUGCUCGGUCUCCGGCCGUCCCGCCUGCUGCUCGGCGUGGGGAUGACGCUGCGCGAGGUGUUUCAAGUGGGCGCCUACGUCCCGUUGCUGCCGCUGGCUGUGCGACUCUCCACUGCGCGAGGUCUGCAGAGCGACGUGCGCGCCCAGGCGCUGGUGACGUCUCUGUGCGGCGCCGCCUACUCCUUCGGUAGUAUGACUGGUCCGAUGGGCGGCGGGCUGGUGACGGACCGCUGGGGCUUCCCGGUGCUGGCCACAGGGCUGGGAGGCGUCACCGUGCUCCUCUGCCUGGCCAUGGCCGUACGUGGAGUGGUGUAUCACGCGGCGCGACGAGCGGCGCCGGCUGCCGCUCCCUGA
Messenger RNA from Amphibalanus amphitrite, 954 nucleotides. RefSeq names its product MFS-type transporter SLC18B1-like. The transcript has a single exon. NCBI's taxonomy places the organism in Eukaryota, Metazoa, Arthropoda, Thecostraca, Balanomorpha, Balanidae. Gene Ontology annotation, biological process: transmembrane transport. Gene Ontology annotation, molecular function: transmembrane transporter activity. The coding region runs from base 1 to 954 and encodes 317 amino acids. The record is from RefSeq and is a predicted model, not a curated record.